Molecule: messenger RNA, 2651 nt
Organism: Manis pentadactyla (Chinese pangolin)
Lineage: Eukaryota; Metazoa; Chordata; Mammalia; Pholidota; Manidae
Gene: PNLIPRP3
Product: pancreatic lipase related protein 3
Exons: 12
Coding region: 176-1579 (467 amino acids)
Biological process (GO): lipid metabolic process
Molecular function (GO): protein binding; triacylglycerol lipase activity
Source: RefSeq, a predicted model, not a curated record
GCCCCGGCAACAGCACAUUCACGUUGCAGGGCACAGGAAUCAAAGGUGGUGUGAACUCCGUGCUCUUCUGGAGCUGGAAUUGAAAUACAGAGCGUUAUCAUUUGAAGAAAACCUGCUUAAUAUUUGAUAAGGAGGUACUUUUAUAAAUCAACUGGGAUUUUAAAAAUCAUCUUAGAUGUUUAGAAUUUGGAUUGCUGCACUCCUUGUCUUUGGCACAUCAACAGGAAACGAAGUUUGCUAUGAACGGGUGGGGUGCUUCAGAGAUGGUUCACCAUGGACAGGGACUUUGUCAAGACAGUUCGCAGGUCUACCCUGGUCCCCGGAAGAGAUAAACACUCGCUUUCUGCUCUACACUAGACGCAACCCCAAAGUCUAUCAGGAAAUCAGUGCAGUUAAUCAUCUAACUAUCCAAGCUUCAUACUUUGGAACAGACAAAAUGACCCAAAUCAACAUACCUGGAUGGAAAACAGAUGGCAAAUGGCAGCAAGACAUGUGCAAUGUGUUGCUGAAAGUGGAAGAUGUGAACUGCAUUAACUUAGACUGGAUUAACGGCUCCAUGGAAUAUAUCCAUGCUGUAAACAAUCUCCGUGUUGCGGGAGCUGAGGUAGCUUAUUUUAUUAAUGUUCUUGAGAAAGAAUUUGGAUAUUCCCCUUCUAAAGUGCACUUGAUUGGCCACAGCGUGGGCGCGCAUCUGGCUGGGGAAGCUGGGUCAAGGAUUCCAGGCCUUGGAAGGAUAACUGGGUUGGAUCCAGCUGGGCCCUAUUUCCACAACACUCCAAAUGAAGUCAGGCUGGACCCAUCAGAUGCCAACUUUGUUGACGUUAUUCAUACAAAUGCAGUUCCCUUUCUGUUUGAGCUUGGUGCUGGAACUAUUAAUGCUUGUGGUCACCUUGACUUUUACCCAAAUGGAGGGAAGCACAUGCCAGGAUGUGAAGACUUAAUUACACCUUUAUUUAAACUUGAUUUCAGUGCUUACAAAGAAGAAGUGGCUUCCUUCUUUGAUUGCAACCAUGCCCGAAGUCAUCGCUUUUACACUGAAAGCAUUCUCAAUCCUGAUGCGUUUAUUGCUUAUCCUUGUAGAUCCUACAAAGCUUUCAAAGCAGGGAAUUGCUUCCACUGUCCCCAAGAAGGUUGCCCGACAAUGGGUCAUUUUGCUGAUAGAUUUCACCUAAAAAAUAUGAAGCCUAAUAGACCAUACUAUUUUUUAAACACAGGGACUCUUUCCCCAUUUGCCCGUUGGAGGCACAAAUUGUCUGUCAAACUCAGUGGAAACAAUGUCACUCAAGGGAGCAUAUUUCUCCACGUUGGUGGAACAACUGGGAAAAAAGAGGAGUUUGUGAUGGCCAGUGGAACACUUAAGCCAGGCAUGACUUACACAAAAUUAAUUGAUGCAGACGUUAAUGUUGGGAACAUUACAAGUAUUGAGUUCAUUUGGAAGGAACAUAUGUUUGGACAGUCUCUGAAUAAGUUGGGAGCAGAAAUGGUAAAAGAUAUAUCUGGAAAAUACGACUAUGAAUCUACCUUCUGUAGCCCGGACAUUAUAGAACCUAAUAUUACCUACAACCUGAAGCCAUGUUAAUCCCAGAAACAGUCUUGAAGGAUUUAUUUAAUGGGAGCAAUGAAAAAGAGAAUCUCCUUCUAGUUGGCAUCCAGGCCAAAUUUGGCCCUUGUGAAUUAGAUAAAAGUAGGGUUGUGUGUUUGCUGUUGUUUACAGAAUGUUUUUCCCAUUGAUAAACUUUUUUUUUAUUGAAGUUAUCAUUGAUAUACAAUCCUAUAUUGGUUUCAGAUGUACAACACAGUGGUUUAACAGUUACCCAUAUUAUUAAAUCCUCACCCCUUCUAGUGCAGUCACUAUCUAUCAACAUAGAAAGAUGUUACAGAAUAAUUGACUAUAUUCUCCAUGCUGUAUUACUGUCCCCAUGACCAACUAAUACUGAUAAACUUUUACAUAUCUCUUAAAAACAGAGUGAGUCCUAGGACAGAGUAAAGUACUGUGAUCUGCAAGAGUCUGAUCUCAGUGACAAAACAGAGCUGCCCUGGAUUUCCCUUAGUAAGAGGAAGCAAUGAAAAAUUACGGUGGCAUAAACUCACUGGGUAAAGUGAGACUCUGGUUGACUGUUCGAAAUACAUUUUUAGUAUUUCCAGGUAGAAUAAUCAUUGUUCUAAAAUGGUUUAAAGAAUAUUUAUUAUGUUGUUAAACCUUGCUAGGACAAAUGAUGGCUAUAUUUGAUGAUAUAUAGAUUAUAACCCUGUGGGUUGAUACCUCUAUCUGUUAAUAAUGAAAGCUAGUGAGGGUACAUUCUUAUUUCCAAGGUGUUCCUUGGUCUUCAGGUUGUGUGUGAGGUAAAAGAGAUUUGAGAGCUUAUCUAUGAUGUAUGCACCAGUUAGCAGUGGGCCCUGAGGACCAUCAGCCACUUCUAGAAGCUCCCUGGCCACAGGAGAAUUAGUCAUCUCCCUGGGCCUUGAUAGCCCCAUUGCAAAUUGCACUUAGCAUAAAGGCAGCAUUUCAUUUGUAAAUCAUUUAACUAGACCUUUAUGUGUGCAAUAACGAUAUUGCAAUAUUUAAUGUGUUGAUGUGGCUUUUUUAUUUUAUUUCAGUUUCUUCUAAUUCAGUUGUCCUUAUCCAGUGAAAAUUAAAGAUGACUGGUUUU